UCUCCAGAAAGCAUGGCCUUCAGCGGGACGUGGCAGGUUUACGCUCAGGAGAACUACGAGGAGUUUCUCAGAGCCAUCUCUCUGCCAGAAGAGGUCAUUAAACUGGCCAAAGAUGUGAAGCCAGUGACAGAAAUCCAGCAGAACGGCAGCGACUUCACCAUCACCUCCAAAACUCCUGGAAAAACCGUCACCAACUCCUUCACCAUCGGCAAAGAGGCUGAAAUCACCACUAUGGACGGCAAGAAGCUCAAGUGCAUCGUCAAGCUGGAUGGAGGAAAGCUGGUCUGCAGAACUGACCGAUUCUCCCACAUCCAGGAGAUCAAGGCUGGAGAAAUGGUGGAGACGCUGACAGUCGGAGGAACCACCAUGAUCAGGAAGAGCAAGAAGAUCUGAAGCGUUUCACCAUAACUCUAUUUAAAUAAAGCUCUGACUGACAAAAAC
Danio rerio (zebrafish) is the source of this 441-nucleotide messenger RNA. It is a transcript of the gene fabp10a, whose product is annotated as fatty acid binding protein 10a, liver basic. Lineage: Eukaryota; Metazoa; Chordata; Actinopteri; Cypriniformes; Danionidae. Gene Ontology annotation, cellular component: cytoplasm. Gene Ontology annotation, molecular function: lipid binding. The record is from RefSeq and is marked provisional.